Populus nigra (black poplar) is the source of this 1427-nucleotide messenger RNA. RefSeq names its product beta-glucuronosyltransferase GlcAT14C. Bases 9 to 1388 code for a protein of 459 amino acids. The transcript has 4 exons. Gene Ontology annotation, molecular function: glucuronosyltransferase activity. The record is from RefSeq and is a predicted model, not a curated record. Gene Ontology annotation, cellular component: membrane. NCBI's taxonomy places the organism in Eukaryota, Viridiplantae, Streptophyta, Magnoliopsida, Malpighiales, Salicaceae.
UCAGACACAUGAAGGUAACUUCAAGAGUUCAGAAAAAAGACAUGCCACCAGUCCCACCAAACGUUUUGCAAAACCUCAAAAUCUUCGAGCUCCGAUGUAAGAAACAGAGCUCGCAUUCUCAACAGCAAGAAACCAUGAAGAGAACACACAUUUCAUACUCCCUAGAUCGAACAUGUCUGAUUCUACUAAUCACACUGGCUUUACUCUCUCUAAUCCUCCUUUUAAUUGUCGGUCAAAACAAAUCAUCUCCAUCAACCGACACUUCCUCAAACCAGCAAAAACACUCCAUCCUAGACCAAAAUCUCAAUGACCCAUCACAGUUGCCGAGACUGCCAAGGUUUGCUUACUUCAUCUCAGGCACAAAAGGGGAUGUUUCAAGUGUAAAAAGAUUGCUUCAAGCAGUGUAUCAUCCUAGAAACUACUAUUUGUUGCAUCUUGAUUUUGAAGCAAGUGACGGUGAAAGGCUUGAGCUUGCAAAGUAUGUUAAGGUAGAGAGUGGUGUGAUGAGGGAAUUUGGGAAUGUCAUGGUUCUUGGUAAGGGUGAUUUGGUUACAUAUAAAGGGCCUACUAUGAUUGCUAGUAUACUACAUGGGGUUGCUAUUUUGUUGAAGCAGUUUGAAGAUUGGGAUUGGCUUGUUAAUUUAAGUGCUGAAGAUUAUCCUCUCAUGCCUCAAGAUGAUAUCCUGCAUAUUUUCUCCUACUUGCCUAGAGAUCUGAACUUCUUGGAGCACACAAGUGGUAUCGGUUGGAAAGAGUACCAAAGAGCAAAGCCUAUAAUCAUAGAUCCAGGCUUGUAUCAUGCAAAGAAGUCUGGUGUAUUUUGGGCCAAAGAGAAAAGGAGUUUGCCUGCCGCUUUCAAGUUAUUUAUGGGGUCUGAAUUGGUGGUUCUUACAAGGUCAUUUCUUGAAUUCUGUGUCUGGGGAUGGGAUAACCUCCCCCGCACUGUCCUUAUGUAUUACACAAAUUUCUUGUCAUCCACAGAGGGAUACUUCCAUACUGUCAUUUGCAACCAAAAAGAUUACCAAAACACUACAGUUAACCAUGACCUGCAUUACCUAAAGUGGGAUAACCCUCCAAAGCAAUAUCCAUUGAAUCUCACCGUGGAGCAUUUUGAAGACAUGGUUGCAAGUGGUGCCCCCUUUGCCCGUAAGUUUGCAAAGGAUGAUCCAGUUCUUAACAAAAUUGACAAAGAACUUCUGGGGAUACCGGAUGGACAGCUUACUCGAGGGCGCUGGUGUGCAGGAAAGUCUCUUUCAGAUAAAGAUCCUUGUGUUGUUUAUGGGAGUCCCUUUGCUGUUAAACCAAGUACUGUUAAUUCACAGAGGCUAGAGGAACUAAUGGUGAAACUUCUUGAUUCUGAAAAUUUCAGAUCUAAACAAUGUAAAUAAUUUUCCAUUACUCAAGUUUUCUUCUCUUGUUUUUUUAAA